CACGUUCUCUAGAAUGUGCUAGAAUUUUUUUUGAGACGUAUUUAAUAUAAGUAUUAUAACUAAAUGCGUACUAGUCAUUUACAAACAUCGCAGUAGUUCAAGAAGCUGCAGUAUAUAAUUGGAACUUGUGUAUGAUUUUGUCCGUUUAAAUUAAAAUAAAACGAUAAAAGAAAUGUCACAUGAAACAACUUUGUUACAUUGUUAUAAUCGUGGUUGUGGUAAGAAGUUUGAUCCGAAUGAUAAUAAAGAAGGAGAUUGCAUUCAUCACCCUGGUCAUCCGGUAUUUCAUGAUGCUUAUAAAGGCUGGUCCUGUUGUAACAAAAAAUGUACAGAUUUCACAGAAUUCUUGAAUAUCAAAGGAUGUACAAAAUCUUGUCACUCAAAUGUCAAACCACCUGAGCCAGAGAAACCUGCUGUUGACAAAUCGAAGACUAACGAAAUAAUUGAAGUAACUGCUCAGCCUCUCAAUAAUGGACCUGUGUUGGAAAGGCCUCCUUUUGAUGCUCCACAAGUUACAUUAAAACCUACUGUGUCACCUACAUUAUUAGAACAAAUUAAAGGAUUAACUUCUUCUAUAUCAGAAAUUCUACCACAAACAAAAGUUCAAAUUGGACAAAGCUGUAAAAACAAUGCAUGUAAAGCUACGUACAAUGGCCCAGCAUCUGAUGAUGAAGUGUGCAAUCAUCAUCCUGGUAUUCCUAUUUUUCAUGAAGGAAUGAAAUAUUGGUCUUGUUGUCAAAAGAAAACUACAGACUUUUCCACAUUCUUAGAACAACCAGGAUGUUUGCAAGGAAAACAUAAAUGGAUUUCUGAGAAUACUGGUAAAAAAGUUAACUGUAGAAUGGAUUGGCAUCAAACUGGAACAUUGAUUGUAGUUUCUAUUUAUGCAAAGAAAUACCAGCCAGACCAAUCAACUAUUAAAUUAAAUCCUAUACGUUUAACUGUGGAUCUAUAUUUUAUUGAAGAAAACUCUAGAUAUAAUCUCGAUUUAGAACUUAGAGGAGUUGUUGAUAUUACACAAAGCAGUGUAAAUAUGCUUCCAACUAAAGUAGAAAUUAAAUUAAAAAAAGCUGAAUCUGGAUCAUGGGCAAAAUUAAAUAUUCCUAGAACAAACGAGAUAGAAACAGAAGAAAAUGACAAAACUGAUGAAAACAUUAGCGCACAAGUUGAAGCAGUUGAUCUUAGCGAUCUUUAAGUGUUCAUAUUUAAUUAUUUUAUUAUAAAUAUUAUAAAACAUGAAUAUAUUAUCUAUUUAAAGAUGAUACUUUCAUUUGAAGGUACAAAGAAAUAUUAUUUUCUUAAUGUUAUCGGAUUUAUUUCCGAGAAAAGUGGGGAUACUUAGUAUUCGCUUUGUUAUUUUCAUAAGAAAAACUAAAAAGUCUAUCAUUAAAUUUUGAUAUUUAAAAACAGUAUUGAGUUUUCAAUA
Megachile rotundata (alfalfa leafcutting bee) is the source of this 1426-nucleotide messenger RNA. It is a transcript of the gene mora, whose product is annotated as cysteine and histidine rich domain containing protein. The record is from RefSeq and is a predicted model, not a curated record. NCBI's taxonomy places the organism in Eukaryota, Metazoa, Arthropoda, Insecta, Hymenoptera, Megachilidae.